Messenger RNA from Monopterus albus (swamp eel), 6346 nucleotides. RefSeq names its product ubiquitin specific peptidase 54b (gene usp54b). The record is from RefSeq and is a predicted model, not a curated record. The coding region runs from base 565 to 4104 and encodes 1179 amino acids. Gene Ontology annotation, molecular function: cysteine-type deubiquitinase activity. Gene Ontology annotation, biological process: protein deubiquitination. Lineage: Eukaryota; Metazoa; Chordata; Actinopteri; Synbranchiformes; Synbranchidae. The transcript is spliced from 20 exons.
GAGAGCGGCGUACCGCGUCCGCAACGCAGGGUAUCGCCAGUGGGAGCUGAAUUCGCCCGCGGCUCGUCCUCUUUCCCGUUAAAUCACACCGCAAGACGCGCGACCGGACGGAGACUGAUGUCGACAGCACCUGGGGAAGAGUGAAAGAGAAGAAAACAUCUAAGGAGGCCACACAGAGGAACAGUAGUGCUGUCUGACAGAAUCUGCCAAAGGACGCUUUGGACACAUUGUCAUGUCCUCAAACACUAACGGUUAAAUCCAAGGAUCUAAAAAAGAAAAAAAAGCCAACUGCUGGCUUCAGCAAGUGGACAGAUUUUAAAAUUAAAACACGGCUGGAGAGGGGGAGGGUUGCAUGGGUGCCAAAUCCUCACCCAAGACGCACCACAUCAACUCGAUCUACCACCACUGCCUCACUCCUCUUCCUCUGUCUAUGUCCUCCUCCUCCUCCACUUUUCUCUCAUUCUCUCUAUUUCUCUCUCAUGGGAGUAACAUAGAGGCCAUCACUUGGUCUGCUGUCCCGCCCCUUCCCUGCCCCGCUGUGGAAACGGUGGCGUCCAGGUAGUGAUGUCGUGGAAGAGGAACUACUUUGCGUCAGGUGGCGGAGCAGUAGGCGGGGUGCAGGGGCUGGUGACCCCAAGAACCAUGACCUCUAUCGCACCCAGCAAAGGUCUGAGCAAUGAGCCAGGACAAAACAGCUGCUUCCUCAACAGCGCUCUGCAGGUUCUGUGGCAUCUUGACAUCUUUCGCAGAAGCUUUCGACAGCUGACUACACACAAGUGCAUGGAGGAUUCUUGCAUCUUCUGCGCUUUAAAGAGUAUCUUUGCUCAGUUUCAGUUCAGCAGUGAGCGUGUGCUGCCAUCAGAUGCACUGCGGAGCGCUCUGGCCAAGACUUUCCAAGACGAGCAGCGCUUUCAGCUGGGAAUCAUGGACGAUGCUGCGGAAUGCUUCGAGAAUCUCCUGAUGCGUAUCCACUUCCACAUCAGCGCAGAGAGUAGAGAGGACAUCUGCACAGCUAAACACUGUAUACCACACCAGAAGUUCGCCAUGACUCUGUUCGAACAGUGUGUCUGUAACAGCUGUGGAGCCACAUCAGACCCCCUGCCCUUCAUUCAGAUGGUUCAUUACAUUUCUACUACAUCCCUCUGUAACCAGGCUGUGAGGAUGCUGGAGUGCAGAGAAAAGCCCACACCGGACAUGUUUGGAGAGCUGCUCCGCAACGCCAGCAACAUGGGAGACCUGCGCAACUGCCCUAGUAAUUGUGGGGAAGUUUUACGGAUCCGCCGUGUGCUUAUGAACUCACCGGAGAUUGUGUCCAUCGGGCUGGUGUGGGAUUCAGACCACUCUGACCUGGCGGAGGAUGUCAUACACAGCCUGGGGACCUGCCUGCGUCUGGGAGAUUUGUUCUACCGUGUGACAGAGGAGCGGGCUCGCCAGGCGGAGCUCUACUUGGUGGGCAUGGUGUGCUACUACGGCAAGCAUUACUCCACCUUCUUCUUCCAGACCAAGAUACGCAAGUGGAUGUACUUCGACGACGCCCACGUCAAAGAGAUCGGCCCUAAGUGGAAGGACGUGGUGUCCCGCUGUAUCAAAGGCCACUAUCAGCCCCUACUGCUGCUCUACGCUGACCCCCGUGGGACACCAGUGGUACUGCAAGACAACCCCAACCCCUGUACCAACUCCAACCCUCAGCUGGAGCUCCAGCACUGCAGCAGCAAGGCCGGUUACGACAGUGAAGACUCCGGUCGGGAGCCAUCCAUAUCUAGCGAUACUCGUACUGACUCUUCAACGGACAGCUCGAGCCAUCGCACGUCUCGCUGUCGAUCGCUCCACCAGUCCACAGGCAGUCACCUCUCCAGCGAAUCCCAGACCACAGUGCUCUGUAAUUACGACAUCGGCACACCGCCACUCGGGGCUGACGCUGCAGAGUCAGCAGUGGAGGGGCCUCGCCGCCCUCCCUCUCCUCCGCUGCAGGAGUACAAGGAGACUGCUGUCUUUCUCCUCUCCUCCCGUCGGCCACUCACCUCCUCCUCCUCUCGUCCCCUGUCCUCCUCCUCUUCAUCAGGAGUUGGGGGCUGUGAGGGAGGGGCUGGGGGUCCCCACUGGGAAGAUGAAAGCACCAGUAGUGAGAGCAAGUCCAGUUCUUCUGGAGGCCGCUACAGGCCAACCUGGAGGCCCAGGAGGGAGGCCCUGAACAUUGACAGCAUCUUCACUCGGCAGAGAGGCUCCCCUCCUGCCUACAACGCCCCACCCAGUCACUUUCACCCUCCGGAGCCCCACGACACUGUCCCCUUGGUGGGAACCGCUCCACCCACAAAGCCAGGAUUACAACAGGUAGUGGGGAGGGAGAUCGGGGAGUUGGAGGCGGGGUUUGUGCAGCCCAGGUCUCUGGAUAGUGGGCGAACGAUGGGUCCCCCUGCCCCUCCACCUCUGAGAGGGGUGGAACACCAGCCACGUCUGAUUCAGAGGAUGGAGAGUGGGUACGAGAGCAGUGAGAGGAACAGCAGCAGCCCUGACAGGGAGGUGGGGCAACAGAAACGGGUGCUGAUGUCAGGUCCUUCAUGGCGUUCGGUGCCAAAGUCAAAGAGCAGUGGUGCAAUCUUGCAGGAGCAGCCCUCACCCAGCUGGGUUGGCGGCACCAACACAGGCUCGGGGCGCAGUGAGCUGGAUGAGCUACAGGAGGAGGUGACUAGGAGAGCCCGUCAGCAGGAGCAGCUGAAGCGGAGAGAGGCGGAGCGGGAGGCAGCCAUGGGAUUCAACCCCAAACCCAGCAAAUUCAUGGACCUGGACCAGCUCCAACACCAGGCUGUGCUCAGACCCCUGCAUGAGGCUAACGCUCAUAGCGGAUUGGCUGUAGCUGCGUGCAAUAGGAGCACUGGGGGCCCAAUCAAACGCAGGCAAGAACAGGAAACGGAGCGGGAGACAGGAAGCACCUGCCCACAGGGGCCACGCAGUGAACAACCUGGCCCGGUCCAAGUACUGCUGAUGCCUAAUCAGGAGGAGGAAGGGGACCAGGCAACGCCCAACAAGGACGCUGCUCUGGGCCUAAAACCGCCCCCUCCACCCUAUCGGCCCGCUCCCCCUCGACCCUCACUUACUCUCAGCAUCCCUCAUCCUUGUGCUCCUUCCAGCCAAGGUGAGGAGGAGGAGGGUGGAUGUGUCGGGAGGAGAGGGGGGACGGGGGUGAGGUUGUGCGAGUUGCUGCAGGCAGGGGGUGUGAGUGUCAGACCUCUGGGGAAACACUUAGCCAUCUCUCUGCCCUCGCUUCCUCUGCGUCUCUGGGAUACACACACCACACACACUGCACACUCCACACAUUUUGAACCCACACACACACACCCACCCUCUCCCCCUCUGCCCUCUGCUCCUCCCCCGUCUUCCCCUCUGGAAGCCUCUGGGCAAAAUAAAUCUCUCACGCCUCUGUGGCAGCCCCCCCAGUCCCAUUCCCCUGCUGGCACUGCUCAGCAUUGCCCAAGUCACGGCGCCACCACCGACACAGGCACACGUCAUUGGUCCUCCUGGAGUUUGGACCGCCCUAAUGCUGUGGUAUCACCAUACAACACACCCCCAGACCGCUGUGUUCCCAUCAGGCAGCCGACAUCCAGUCAGAGCUACAGCUACAGUUGCCAGUCCUCUCCAGGGCACUACAGUUCCCAGUAUGCCCCAGGGCAACACACUGAUACCUGCUGUGACCAUGACGAGGCUGAGCUGUCUGAGCUUGACUCCCUUUACCAGGCCAGUCUACAGGCUGGAAAGACGGGUUGCAGCCCAUCAGAGAGGCUCAUAUCCAGGGUGGGAGGGCAGGCUCGCUCCAAGACCCCCAACGCAGACAUGGAGAGGAGUGUGUAUGGGGCCGACUGCACCAGCACCCCCACCUACCUCAACAAGCCAGUGAUGUUACGAGAUCUGCGUUUUGGGGUGGAGCCUGAUGAUGGAGAAAAUUGGAGGCAAAUUGGACGUAGCCUCAGUGGCACAGUAGUGGCCUCGCGCCGCGUUCGCCUAACUGCAACCCGCAGCUUUGAGCUGUCGGGCAGUGCAGGGAGUUUCUGGCUGUGUCUGACAGGGGUCAAGCUGUCUUCUGAGCACAGUGCUGCUCUGCUUCACUAAGGUCUCACCGCGUCCAUGUUCACAUGGGGCAGCAGUGCUGUGGUCCUCACCGACCUCCUCUUGACAGACCUGGAAUUGGUUCAGGAGGAUCAAACUCAACUCCUAUCCUGCUCCUUCUCCCUCUCCCUCAAACAACAUGCACACGCAAACACAUGCACGCACAUAUGCACCGACGCAGAGCCUCCCUGAGCGCCUGCAGCACCCUGCUUAGCCCCUCUUUACCUUGUUCACUCCCUAUCCCCCUUUUACCUAUUACUCUGUCUAUGCAGUCACUCUGACCCCCAACUACAACCUCGGCCUUCCCCCCUACUUCCCGAGAGUGUUGUUUCUCGUCUCCCCCGGGGUAUUAGAGGGUUUCCCUGUGCAGUCAGCCUGGCGAGCAUGCCUCUUACAAGUGGUGUUGUCAGCUUGGCAUCAGUGGCUCACUGACCGGGCUGGACUGAGACCCGAGCUCUCCGUAGACUCGUCCUCCAUCCCACAGGACUCUCAGCUCAGGGGGAGGCUCUUACCAAGUAGCCACGCCUCUUCUUCUUUCUUCACGGGCAUUUCCUGUUGGACGCACACGUAGCCGAACUGGUUCUGGUUCAGAUGGACAGCCAUAUAUUUUCUCUUUCUCUUUUUGUUUUUGGGUUGUUUUUUUUGUUUGUUUGUUCUUUGUGCACACAGUAAUCUUGCCCGAGACAGAACUCUCUAAUAACUUAGUCAUGUACAGACAAACACAUGUAUGAAACCUGUAUGUUAAUUAAUAAGACCUUAUGGAAUGUUGGUAAUGAUAAUUAACGAAUAUUGAUAAACUUAAAGUGGUACUUCCUCAUGGCUGCAUUUCAAAUAGGAGUGGAGUGCACUUCACAAGUGUCUAGCUGGAGUUUCCGACCCCAAACUGCUCGCCGACCUAAUGACAGCUCUCCCGUUUCUACCGGGAGAUUAAACAAGAAAAGCGCUUCCUUUUUCUCUGCUUAUUUCCUUUUGUUUCUUGCUCUUUUAUUCUUGCCUGCUUUCUUUCUUCCAAACAGGAAACAGUAGCACCAGAAAUAGGUCAGCAGGGGAGGAAAGUCGAGAAGGAAUCAGAGAAUGUAGGUUAAGAAACCCUUCUUUUAGGCUUUAUCAGUGAAAAUAGAGAUGAUUCAAGUGCACUUUGCAAGGUUACUCGGUAGAAGUGCACUUUCCAAAGGCUAUGUGUGUGAGAAGCAGCUGGAGCAAAGUUGAUUGUGUUCGUUUUACUUAAAGGCCUCAGGUGAAUUUCAGUGGGACUUAUGAAUUCAUGUUUUAUUUUUUCCCCUUCCCACUGAAACUGGUUUUGAGACCUCAGAUGUAAAAAAAAAAUCUAAUCUUCAGCCUGAGACAGUGACAUGUCUAAUAUGAAUAUGCUUUAUAAUAUAUAUAUAUGUAUUAGAGGUAUAUUUUCAGCCAGUGAGGUAUCUUCUUCAGAGAUGUCAACCAUUCCUCAGUUGUAUGACGUUAUACACACAGUAACGAACAGUUGUAACUUAAUUCACUCCCCCAUUACUUGACUCGCAUCCUGACAUGUGUAGAGUACAUUUACUAUAUGCUUUAUUCUAUUAAAUAUCAUAUAAAUAACAAAGUCCUUAUAAAACAAAUGGCCAGUGUAAAGUUCUUCAAGAAUUUACUGUUGAUUGAUCAUUGUAACUAAACCAAAGGUUGGCACUUAACUCAGAGAGCAUAUUUAACAUUGCUGUUUUUGAUUUGUCAUCUAGGUUCAACAUUUAUUAUGGUUUGUUUGUAUGUUUGUCUUUUGGGGUUCUGGAUGCGAGAGAAUGCAGCCAAUUGUAGCGCAUGAGUCCGCUAUGCAAAUCACCCUUCCCUCAUGAUCCUGUAUCAAACAGUCAGGAGGCAGUCACACCCGCCCACGGGCGCUCUCGUGAAUUCUGGCAGAGACACUGAGAGGAUGAGGAGGCCCCAUGUUUAAUGUUGCUGGUGAACUUUGUUGUUCUGCAUCUACUGCUACGUUUCAACCAGUGGAAAGCAAAAAGAGAGCAACAAGGACGGAGAGGGCGAGAGGGAGAAAGACAGUGAAUGAAUGUACACUCAAGGAUGAAAGUGUUUGUGAAUGGUCAGAGAUAGAAAUUGGGGAGAGUGAAGAGUUUACUCCUGAAGAUGGUUUAUAGUUUGUGGGUGUGUGUAGACUGUGUGUGUCAGUUCUGGGGCAGUGUUGCUCGGGGAAAGAGGGAACCUGUAUUUUUGCAAUAAAGUUAUUACCAAUGCACUCCCACAGGGGGCGUAA